AUGGGCCAGCGUCCCUUUGUUCUGGAAUUUAAUUCACUACACUUUGAGUACAACAAAGAACGUGUCAAGGUCUUCGAUUUGAAAAUUCUUAAACACAAUGGCCACAGUGCCCUAAAUGGCACAGUUAUAUUUGCACGAGAUAUAAACGAUUUUUAUUUGGACAUAAAAGCUCUAGUGCCUAAAAAUAAACGAAGACCUUGGGUAUUUUUAAACACCACCAUCAAUGGUUGUGAAUUUUUAAAGGGCAUCAAUAAUAAACGCCUGAAUAUUGCCUAUAUUAUAUACAAUCAGUUUAAGAAUUUUGAGGAUUUUCCCGUCAAGUGUCCCGUGGAAAAGGAUAGACCAAUUUAUAUACCCUAUUUUUAUAUAGACAGUGAAAAAUCGCCACCGUAUUUGCCAGUAUUUAAUUUUCGUGUAACAAUGGUUUCCAAACAAAAGGAUGAUUAUCUAUAUCGAGUUAGUUUUGAUAUAGUAGUGAAAGAAAAGUAA
This is a messenger RNA of Calliphora vicina (urban bluebottle blowfly), 489 nucleotides long. RefSeq lists its product as uncharacterized. The transcript has 3 exons. NCBI's taxonomy places the organism in Eukaryota, Metazoa, Arthropoda, Insecta, Diptera, Calliphoridae. Bases 1 to 489 code for a protein of 162 amino acids. The record is from RefSeq and is a predicted model, not a curated record.